CAACUCUUAAAUUCAAUUCAAAUCAACCUUCCCAAGUUCCAUCACAUAACCCUAAAAAAAGAAAACUUUUCAAGUUCAAUAAAGUUGUAUUCUUUUAUACAUUCAAAUCUCUGCUUUGAAAUGUUUUGUUCAAUGGCAAACCCUAGUGGUAAAAUGAUGGAGGUUUCAAGAGUUGGUGUGGAAGAAGAAGAUGAGAUUGAGCUGAGUUUAGGGCUUUCAAUUGGUGGUAGUUUCAGAAAACCAGAAAAAUCUAAGUUGAUAGACGAAAAUCAUUUCAAUUUCAACAAGGAAAUCAAUUCAGUGUCUACGAAUGUUAGCCAAAAACAUCAUUGCUUCUCAACAUUGUCAGAGCAGGACAGCGGAUCCGAGUAUGCUAAUCCUCAAGCGAAGCAUGAGAAUAUUCAGAGACGAAAUAAGAGAGGAGAGAAGCUGAGAAACGGACUUCACGGAGGAACGGACGGUGGUUAUCCGGUGACGAAUGAAUUUUCCGACGACAAGUUGUUGUCAGAAGCAAAAUGGUUGCAGAAUCCGGUUAGAGAGAGAAAGGUGAGAGAGAAUGGGGCUCUUGUAGCAGAGCGAGCAUGUAAGAGAGGUAAGAAGGAAGAUUGUGCAGAGAUGAAAGAUUUGAAUCUCACAUUGAGCCGCAACGGGUCCUUUGAUCAGACUCACAUUUCGAAUCCACCAAUGCUUUCAUCGUCUCCGUCUGCUCCGGCUCAGUAUUCGUAUCCGCCGUUAAGUAAUGGAUUUGUGUACCCUUAUGCGAUGCCCAAUUGGAGUACUCUGCCUUUGUGCAACGUUGCAGGUAAGAAGAAUGACAAUGAUGUUUUUCCGCCAUUGACUUUCCCAAAUUUUCGGCCUGAUCAGGGGAAUCAGAAUUCCGGUCACAAUUUAUGGACAAGUCGUGAUUCAUCAUGUUUUGAUUACGAGGUUAAUAGCAGCAAAGAUGGCCGAAAUGGGAAUAUGGUGUCCAAUUGGUCCCCUCUUAGGAAUUUGUCUGUGGUUUUGGAUCAUCCAAGCAAGUCUCUCCGAGGUGAUAGCAGCAGUGAUACAAAAAACCAUUUGCCGACUCCCAAUCUGAGCACAGUGCAUCUUGUAAUAGGAUAAAAACCACCAAAUCAGAAUUAUCCCGACCUGAUGGUUCUGAUCCGGUUCAUAAGUUCAAUAUUCCAGCUUGUGAAAACCCAACCCCUGCUCCAUUGAAGGGGGGAAGUUGGGACGAGGGCAAGCCUCAAACUUGUAAUUCCGGUA
Cornus florida is the source of this 1248-nucleotide messenger RNA. RefSeq lists its product as uncharacterized. Lineage: Eukaryota; Viridiplantae; Streptophyta; Magnoliopsida; Cornales; Cornaceae. The transcript is spliced from 2 exons. The coding region runs from base 121 to 1104 and encodes 327 amino acids. The record is from RefSeq and is a predicted model, not a curated record.